GAAGAGUGUUUCAUGGAAGACAUGAAUAUCAUUAGGAGAUGGGAUCAAGUUGGUCACAAGAUGAGAGUUCACAGCUAAGUGAAAAACCUGGCGAGACUCUGUCACAGACCCUUGACAUCAAUACAAAGGCAAAGGAGACAAUUCAAGCAAAACAGCUCCCAUACAACUAUGCAGCCAUUAUGAAAGAUGCAGACUCGCCAAUCAAUGAGUCCUCCAUCGAAAAGCUGAAUGAUCAGCUCUAUGCUGGAGUGCUUUUAAAUGGGAAUAGGAAGAAAUUUUGGAUGGAAAAGAAGUUCAACAACUGCUUCAUGAUUUUUGCAAGGAAUCUCUCAAUCACUUGGGCUGAAGAUUCUCGUUACUGGCACUGGCUUAAGAUAAAGGAAACAAGUGAUGUGUUUGUUGAUGUAGCUGAACUUAUAAACGUUUGCUGGCUCGAAGUGCAUGGAAAAUUUGAGACAGCAAAGCUCUCGCCUGGAAUUAUGUACAAGGUUGCAUUUGUGGUGAUGAUGAAGGAUCCUGCCUAUGGAUGGGGAGUCCCAGUGAACCUCAAACUUGCUCUCCCAGAUGGAAACACACAAGAACAUAAAGAAAAUUUAAGGGAAAAGCCAAAGGGACAAUGGAUAGAAAUCCCAGUAGGGCAAUUCCAGACAUCAGCAGAAAACAUUGGAGAGAUUGAGUUCUCCCUGUUUGAAUACGAAGGUGGGGAUUGGAAAAGUGGACUCGUUGUAAAAGGUGUUAUCAUUCAACCAAAAAAUUAAGUUUAAACUGUCCAGAAAUUUUUAUCUAAUUUCCAAACAUUUCUUUUUCUUC
Vitis vinifera (wine grape) is the source of this 810-nucleotide messenger RNA. Its product is annotated as lectin-like. The record is from RefSeq and is a predicted model, not a curated record. Lineage: Eukaryota; Viridiplantae; Streptophyta; Magnoliopsida; Vitales; Vitaceae. The transcript has 3 exons. The coding region runs from base 39 to 758 and encodes 239 amino acids.